Messenger RNA from Zalophus californianus (California sea lion), 8851 nucleotides. It is a transcript of the gene PRKAA2, whose product is annotated as protein kinase AMP-activated catalytic subunit alpha 2. NCBI's taxonomy places the organism in Eukaryota, Metazoa, Chordata, Mammalia, Carnivora, Otariidae. The coding region runs from base 435 to 1823 and encodes 462 amino acids. The transcript has 10 exons. Gene Ontology annotation, cellular component: cytoplasm. The record is from RefSeq and is a predicted model, not a curated record. Gene Ontology annotation, molecular function: AMP-activated protein kinase activity; ATP binding. Gene Ontology annotation, biological process: protein phosphorylation; intracellular signal transduction.
GCACUGAGGAGCCGGCGGCGGAGCUAGGCUGCGCGCGCCGAAGAUGGCUGAGAAGCAGAAGCACGACGGGCGGGUGAAGAUCGGACACUACGUGUUGGGCGACACGCUGGGCGUCGGCACCUUCGGCAAAGUGAAGAUAGCUUUGUGGAUAAGAUGAAGAAAUGUGCUCUAUAUGGCUUAUUGCUGCUGAAUAACUAUUCCCAAGGAAAUUAGGUGUCAUCCUAAAGGGAAAUCUUGGACAUUGACUCUAAUAAUAAGUUGGAGAACAUCAAUUGACAGGCCAUAAAGUGGCAGUUAAAAUCUUAAAUAGACAGAAGAUUCGCAGUUUAGAUGUUGUUGGGAAAAUAAAACGAGAAAUUCAAAAUCUGAAACUCUUUCGUCAUCCUCAUAUUAUCAAACUAUACCAGGUGAUCAGCACUCCAACAGAUUUUUUUAUGGUAAUGGAAUAUGUGUCUGGUGGUGAAUUAUUUGACUACAUCUGUAAACAUGGCCGGGUUGAAGAGGUGGAAGCAAGGCGGCUCUUUCAGCAGAUUCUAUCAGCUGUGGAUUACUGUCAUAGGCAUAUGGUGGUUCAUCGAGACCUGAAACCAGAGAAUGUGCUGUUGGAUGCUCACAUGAAUGCCAAGAUAGCUGAUUUUGGAUUGUCUAAUAUGAUGUCAGAUGGUGAAUUUCUGAGAACUAGUUGUGGAUCUCCAAAUUAUGCAGCACCGGAAGUCAUCUCAGGCAGAUUGUAUGCAGGUCCUGAAGUUGAUAUUUGGAGCUGUGGUGUUAUUUUGUAUGCCCUUCUUUGUGGCACCCUCCCAUUUGAUGAUGAGCAUGUACCUACGUUAUUUAAGAAGAUCCGAGGGGGUGUUUUUUAUAUCCCAGAAUAUCUCAAUCGUUCUGUUGCCACUCUCUUGAUGCAUAUGCUGCAGGUUGACCCUCUGAAACGAGCGACCAUCAAAGAUAUAAGAGAGCAUGAAUGGUUUAAACAAGAUUUGCCCAGUUACUUAUUUCCUGAAGACCCCUCCUAUGAUGCUAACGUCAUUGAUGAUGAGGCUGUGAAAGAAGUGUGUGAAAAAUUUGAGUGUACAGAAUCAGAAGUAAUGAACAGUUUAUAUAGUGGUGACCCUCAAGACCAGCUUGCAGUGGCUUAUCAUCUUAUCAUUGACAAUCGGAGAAUAAUGAACCAAGCCAGUGAGUUCUACCUCGCCUCUAGUCCCCCAACUGGUUCUUUUAUGGAUGAUAGUACCAUGCAUAUUCCCCCAGGCCUGAAACCUCAUCCAGAAAGGAUGCCACCUCUUAUAGCAGACAGCCCUAAAGCGAGAUGUCCAUUGGAUGCACUGAAUACAACUAAGCCCAAAUCUUUAGCUGUGAAAAAAGCCAAGUGGCAUCUUGGAAUCAGAAGUCAAAGCAAACCGUAUGACAUUAUGGCUGAAGUCUACCGAGCUAUGAAGCAGCUGGAUUUUGAAUGGAAGGUAGUGAAUGCAUACCAUCUUCGUGUAAGAAGAAAAAAUCCAGUGACUGGCAAUUAUGUGAAAAUGAGCUUACAACUUUACCUGGUUGACAAUAGAAGCUAUCUUUUGGACUUUAAAAGCAUUGAUGAUGAGGUGGUGGAGCAGAGGUCUGGUUCUUCAACACCUCAGCGUUCCUGUUCUGCUGCUGGCUUACAUAGACCAAGAUCAAGUUUUGAUUCUGUAACUGCGGAGAGCCAUUCACUUUCUGGCUCUCUCACUGGCUCUUUGACCGGAAACACAUUGUCUUCAGUUCCACCCCGCCUAGGCAGUCACACCAUGGAUUUUUUUGAAAUGUGUGCCAGUCUGAUCACUACUUUAGCCCGUUGAUGAUGUUUCUCUAGUUUCUUUCUGUUAUUGCACUGUGAAAAUCAGAUAGAUUCUUGAAAUUGUUAUUUUACUUAUGGAUAUCAUAUACUCUGGAAUACUGAUGGAGAGUCAUGUAUAUUUCCAGGGGACAGUCAAUGCCAUUGAAAUUACUGAAAACAAAACAUCUGACAUUUUAUUUACCUGUAGACAUCUGUAAUUCUAUUUUGCCUAUGAUAAAUUUAUAGAGGCAGUAUCUUUAAUUGGUGAACAUUGAUGAAGAUUAUUGUUACUUUAAAAUUGUGAGUUCACUACAGAUGAUUAAUACACCUUCACUGGUGAAUCAUCUCAUCAAAGGGUGGUUUGGCAACACCUCUUUGCUUAACUAUUUAAUGUAGGUAAAUCCACUUUAUUUCCUAAAGUUCAGCAGGCUUUAAGCUGUGUUUAUGCACCCAGUUCUCUUGCACAAGAUAAAAAAAACAAAAAACAAAAAACAGCCAUUAAUAAGAUGAUAUUUAAAUGUUGAAGCCUUAAAGGCUGGCCCCCAAAAUUUCAGAAGCCAAGUUCUAGUAGUUUUAGCUUUUGCAAAUACUGCCUAGUGUUGAAUAGAAGGGCUGUGGUCCUGAAACAGGUAACUGGUUUCCAGGUUCAUUAAAAACAGCUUAUAACCAGCUAGUGGUUUUAUUUCGAGAUUUCCUUGAAUAACAUUUAUCUUAAGAGUCUUCAGUGUUCUACUCAGUAUUGGAACAUCUGGAAUUGGAACAAUUUUUGUGUUUUUCAUAAACUUAACAUUUUUUAAAAAACUUAACAUCAUUUUAAAAUAUGCCUUCAGAACUACCUUUCUCAAAUUCUUUUUGGCUCUAUUUAUUUUUGUAUUUUACCAAGCAUGAUAAAAUAGUUAAAUGAAACAAAGCAAAAUAUCAACAGUCCCUUAAAAGAGAACUCUUAUCUUUGAUUUAAUGUAUGUGGUGGUGGGGAGUGUGUGCGUAUGUCCCCCUGCAUCCCACAAUGCUAAUUCCUCAUCUGAAGUUCAAGUUUGUCAUCACAGCCACCCCUCUCCCCCACCUUCCCACCACCACUUACUUUGUUGUUUGAUCCUUGGUGGCUGAUUGACUUAGCUUUUAAAUCUUUCUGGUUCCCUUUCUUUGUUCUAUAUCUUGGUUGCUAGCCAUCCAGUUUGAAAACACUGUUUUGGCCCUAAGGGCUUUUGUGUACUUCCAAAGCUUGUUAGGCUGUGACCUUCACUGUUGAGGCUGUUAGGAUAGGGAAGCCUUAAACCUUUAAAAAAAAAAAAAAUCUCUCUUGAAUAAAUGUAUGUGUUGUUUACAUAUAUACAUAUAUGUAUUCACACACCAGUGCUUUUAAAGGAAAAUUAGUUUCUUUGUUUUGCUUCGUGCAGGUUUUUUUUUUAAAGAUUAAAAAGAAACCUGUAUACAGCAGAGUUAGCUCAUUGCUUAUAUUGCUUUAGUGAAAGUAUUUAAUUUUUAAAUUAUGUGUAAUUUAUCUAAUUUGUAUUUAUUUAUGUUUAAUAUGUUAUAAUUAACACUCUCAUUCACCUGACUUACCCUAGAAAAGAUUAAGCUCUUGAAAACAGGUUUCUCUUUGCCAAAAAUAAUGUUUUCUACCAAGAAGCAAAUGAAAAUCUUUGGCCAAGUUUCUCUUAUGUUUAUGGAAGAUAAGCAUAUCUGUCUUUAAGUAGUUUUGAGUCAGGAGUUUGCGGUGUGUCACAUCAUAUUGGUUUAUAGAACUUUUUAAAAAUGGUGUUAAGUAACUUUUAAGUCUGACUUCUUAAUAUCAAAAGGAAUCUUUGCUUGCCAAUUUGGGAAAAAGGGUGGGUUUGCAUUAAACUGUUUUAAGUUUAAACCUUUGAAAGAUUGCCAUCUAGUGGCACCAAAGGGUACUUUUUGUGAUUGUUUUUCUAGGGAUAAGCAGUCCUGCUGUGCAUUAUAGAUAGGGCAUAAUUUUGACCUCUCCAAACGUGUAAAUACCUCUUUUGGGAAAAACAGGGCCACCUCAUAAUAUUUGCUUGACUAUGAUUGACCUUAUAAAUAGGAAUUAAUCUGAUGAUUCCUUAUCCCCAAUGACAAAAUCCCUAACAAUUUUGAAGGUGGAGAAACAACAGCAAGGAAGGAAUACAGUAGCAUUUUAGCUUUGUUAGCCGAAUAAAAAUUACUUUAUAUUGGUGAUUAUCAUGUUUAUUGAGAAUUAAAAAUAUUAUAUACUGUUUUCUCAUUCUUGCCAGUGUUUGUGAAUAUCUACAUUUUGAUGGUUAUCUGUUGAAUUUUAGGAGAACCAGGGUUGCAAUUUUGGUUCUUGGAUGCUUAUGUUUUUAAAGUAUAGCUACUCUGAAUCUAGAAGGCAUAGUAAAUUGCUUUAUAUAGAGAAGAUUUCAGGAGGCUCAGUCCAGCAUAAUAGGGGCUGGAACAUUGUCAAAGGUUUUUGUUACUAAUGGGCAGAAAGAGGGAAAGAAUUAGUUGCUAAAUGCCCACAUUUCAGUCUUGUAAGCUGGUUAAUUGUGGAUGUGGUAUGUGGUUGUUAGAUCUUGGGUGGGAAGAAUUUCUUCAAGUUAAGAUUUUAGAGGAGAGCUUCUAUUAUUAGGUUAUAAAGACUUAGCUAAAUCAUGGAAAUGGACUCCAUAUGGUUCUAUAGUAGCAUUUCCCGCACUGUAUCCCUGAGGUGCUCUGCUGAAAAACGAGUCCAUUGAGCAAGUUUGGAAAAUGUUAUAUGCCAUACUCCUGCUUGAGGAUGAAAAUGGAUAUGAGCAUUAAAGACUUUGAAAAGUGCUUCAGUGAAAAAAAGAAAACUUUAACCCUGCUUUGCCCAAAUUAAUUUAACUACUGUUAAGCUUAAUAUCCCAUGGGAAAAGGCAAAUUUGGAAAAUACUAUUUUAGGAAAAUUAUUGUCCAAGGUUGCUAUAAUUAGUUAUAUAUGUAAUACAUAUAUUACAUAUAUAAUAAUACAUAUGUAAUUAAUUAUAAUUAACAUAGGGAAGAAGAGAAUUAAGAUACCUUUUCUUAUCAGUUGUAGAGAAUAUGGUUCAGAAUCAGAAAAAUUUCAUUUUAACUGUGGACAUACUCAUUUUGAGCAAAUGCUGGACUAAACAGAAUUUCGUAUGUCCGUGAUGUGUUUCAUAGCACCUUGAUUUUCUUAAUCAGGUUGUGGUAUUGUUUGGGAGCAAAAUUUAUUUUGUUGUGUUUAAUGGAUAGCUGAAACACCUUAAACCAGAUUACUUGUAAAAAAAGGCCUAAGAAAUUAGUGACUAAUGCUUAUGGCUCUGCGGCUCUGUGGGCAGUGAGUCUAUGACAUUGAUUCUCACUUUCAAAAUGUAUAGUCAGUGAACAUUUUCUAAGUACAGGACACCAUACUUAGAUCUAAUUCCUGGAAUCUUUAACGUAGGAACAGAUAACAAAUUGAAUAGGGAGGUAGGCAAACUAUUUCAAGUCGGGUUUUUGUUUUGAUCAACAAACUUUUGGCACACUUUUGUAACCUCAAGUGUUUGCACUCCUUAGUAUUAGCCGUCUAUACUAGGAUCCUAAAUUAAUCGGAAGUACCAGUAUUUCUCUGUCAGGGAACUGGCUAUAUGUUUUACAGACAAUUCUCCAUUUUCUGCGAAUAGGGUUCCCAUGACAGUUACAUAAUUGUGGGCUUACUUUUUCUUAUUCUCUAGCCAGUUUGUACUCAGGGAACAUAAAUUGUUUUUUUUAUAUUAGAAGAGACAUAAUUGAGGAAAUAAUCGUAGACAACUGUUACAGGUUUUUUGACUAUUUGAAUUUAUCUGUAGCUUCUAUUAAUGUGCAGUAUACUGAGUUAAUAUAAGCACUGUACCUUCCAUUUAUAAAAUAUAAAAGCUUAGAAUGUGCCUACCACAGACACAGUAUGUUUGUCUAUUCACUGGUUAAUAAUUUAAAUCCUGUUACUGGCUGUGAAAUCCCAAUAUCUAAAUGCUAACCAUGUUCACAGUUUUGUCUGGUUUUGUUUUUAAAGAACUCCACCUUUUCACUCUGGCAUUUCUUUACCUGCUCAUUCUGUCACUCUGUGACUUUUUAAAUAGGGAAGGUAAUUUAUUUUAAUAAUAGUUCUCAGAGGCUGUAUUAGAAAUUCUGGAUGAGGGAUAUGUGCAAUUGGUUAGUAAGUCACACCUAUGUUGGACCUCAGUUAGUAACCUCUAAAGUGGGAGGAAUAGUCUAAAAGGCCUCCGAGGUACCUUUGAAAGCUUUAAAGUUCUGUCUUUGCUUUUUCGUGUGAUUUGUAUCAGUGUUCACUUUUUAUAUAUUUAGAGAUUUUAUACUAGUGUGAAUGUUCUGUAUUUGGUGAGGCAUUUUAAAGGUAUAUACUUGAAAAAAAAAUUUAAAUACAGCUGUCCUCUGGAAUAUAAAUGGCAAAAAUCAUCCAGAAAACCAAACACAUUAAAACAUGUGCACUUGGCAUAAGCAAAAUAUUACUAAUUUGAAGUAUUGGAAGUGUUCCAUACAUUUUUAUAGUGAUUUUUAGAUCCAGAGACCGUAUCUAUUAACUUAGUUAAUACACUUCAGUAACCUUGUGAGGUAUAACCAUUUUCCAGUUGAGGAAGCAGGACCACAAAGCUCUUCAUAAAGCUUUAAUGGCAUACAAGUAUUCAGCGAUGAUCACUGCUUUUUCUAUGCCACCUUCCUCUAGGGGAGAACAGUCUGAAUCACCGAAACAUCUGAGGGUUAGAUAAUAAAGAUAAACACAGAUGUAUUGCUUUCAAGUCUUAGAGUGACAUAAUUUAGUCUUAACUGUAUAUUUCUUAGUUUAAUUAUUUGAACCGGUUGAUUGUACUAAAUAAAAUUAUCUGAAGUAUUUAUGAUUAGCAUACUGAUAUUUAUAAGUACUUCUGAGUUAUUGAGGGUGCUUAUAAAAUACUGAAGAAACUUUUAGGCAUGAUUCUUUAAUUUUAUUUACAUGAUCCUUGUAGCAUAGUCUUUUAUAAAAAGUAAAACUAGCCCCAGCCCCUGUCUUAAAUUAUCAUAGUUUUUGACUGUUAUCUGAAUUGGGCUUAUCUAAAUUUCAUAUGCAGAUUGAUGAUUUUUCAUUUUGUAUGGGUAUUUAGAAGAUAAACACUGUUUUCAUCGAGUAUAUCUCUGUUCACAAACUACUUAUUGUUGGCUUGACAGUCUCCCAAAUCUUAUAGAACUUUGAAAUGUAAUUUGUUUGAUGAGCUUUAAAAAUGGUAUGUUACUUAAACAAGUUGCAGGCAUCCUUACUAGCCUUUCCACAUAUAAUCUUGAUGGAUUUGAUGCAACUGUACAGUAAUAGCAUAAAGAACAGGACUCACAGUCUAGACUGGAUUGAGUUUUAAUUAAACUUUUUCAGCCAUAACCUGAUAAGAAUCAGGUUGGGUCUAGAAGUUACCAGACUGUGGGCCUGUAUUAACUUAGUCAGCCAGUGUUCCUGUUUACUGCCACCCUUGCAGAGCAGUGCCAGUUUGUAAGCCAUGACUGUGAUGGGGCUUUGGGUAACUAUUCUUUAUAUCCAAAGCAGUUUAGAUUUUAUGGAAGUAGCUCAUGAUUAUUUGGACAAGCAAGGUAGGUAAAUUUCAAUUACAUUUAAAGUGCAAUUAAGGAAACCCCAGAGUAGUGUGUUCUUUCUAGGAAAAAAAGCUUAAGUAUUUGUAGGACUAUCCUAGCAUGAAAACUUUUCUGAACAGACACAGAGUUUUGACAAGGUUAACUACUUUGUGUUGAUUUAAAAUUUCAAGGAGGAAUAGGAAUGUUCUAACCAAGGAGAACUACAUAGUUAGUUUUUUGCUGCUUAUAAGCAUUAUUUCUCACAGCUCAAAAUCCCUUUUAAGUUUUGUUACAAAGAAAGGCCGUUCUUCUAGACGAAUAACAUUUUCCUGAAUGGGAAAAACAAAAACAAAAAUCUAUUGCUCUAAACAAAACACCUUAAUUGUGCCUUCUCAAAUUAUAGGAAUAUUAAUAAUUAGUCAAAAAUUUGUCUGAAGUCAUUUUUCUAAUUGCUCUCAUUUUUCCUUAGUUCUGCCCUCCACAAAUGGUUACAUUGUUUGCUUUUGCCUGUUUGCUUUUCAAGCUCCUUUGGCCAUACCUCACCCUAUCACUGUCAGAAGCUGUUCACUGGAUGUAUUUUUCUUUUCCUUUUAUGUUGCUUCACUUUUUAAGUCACUUUGGUGAAAUUUUGGCUGCUUUCUCAUGUUUUUAAAAUGAAUGCAGUGAUUAACAGUCUUUACAUUUCAACCCUUUAAAAUGUUUGUAAAGGCAAGAAAUAAUGCAGAGCAAAGAACAAAAAUCUAAUUUGGAAUUGAUUCUCAGUUUGGUUGGAUUUCCUCAUCUACAAAAUGUGGACGAUAACCUACCUCACAGAUGUGUGUGAGUAACUGUUUGAAGGCCCUCACUUAAAUACAGGGUUUAUCAUCAUAUUUAAGGUAAAUCCCUUCCUUUUUUUUUCUUAAUAGAAAUCUUUGAUACUGAUAGGAUGAAUAUCUUGAUUUUAGGUAAGUCUCAUGUGGUAAGAAUAUAGUGGUAAAAACGUUUUGAGACCACAGUUUCACAAAUAAUGCUUUUCUUAUUUUAAGUGACUUAAAAUUUCUUGAAAAUAUCAAAUAUUCAAAUUUGAACUUGUCUUUUGUGGCAACAAAUAUUCAGAACUUCUUAAAAUGUUGGCUGAAGCUGCCUUAAUGUACCAAAAUACAGCUUUCUCUCAAGACUGUUCACAAAUAUCUGGUUGUACAGUGUUUUGUGUGUUUAAUGUAAAAUUGUUAGAGAACUGUGAACUCUAAGCAGAGUAAUCUAAAUAUUGUUUUAAGAAGAAUGCCUGUGUUCUUUGUCAUGUAUGCUUAAAUAUCAUACAGUGGAUUUUGAGUUCAACAAAUAAAACUGAAAGCUGAUAGCCAUUAGGUUAUGGCCAUGACAAUCAUAAGAAAAUGUAAGAUUGGAUAUUAAUUAGUCAAAAAAUUUUCAAGAAUAUCCUGCGUUCAUUUUUUCUUAGCCUAUUUUUGAAAAAGAAAAUUCCCCAUAUUCACCUGUUGAAGCACUUGAUACAUAUCUAUUAAAAUGUUUUUAAAACUUUUGAAA